Messenger RNA from Trichoderma aggressivum f. europaeum, 4434 nucleotides. RefSeq lists its product as uncharacterized. Lineage: Eukaryota; Fungi; Ascomycota; Sordariomycetes; Hypocreales; Hypocreaceae. The transcript is spliced from 6 exons. The record is from RefSeq and is a predicted model, not a curated record. Bases 1 to 4434 code for a protein of 1477 amino acids. Gene Ontology annotation, molecular function: protein binding.
AUGGGCCGCAGAGAUUGGCUGAAGGGGCGCUUCUCCAGAGUUUUUGGCAGUGGAGCCAACAGCCCGGUUGAUACAACGGAUUCUAAUGGACAGCAAUUAUACGGACUGCAAGAGAACACGGAGCCUAACAAACCUCCAGAAGAAGAGGGGUUGAAUGAAUCGCCCGAGACUCUCAAAAGUCGCCGAAUCGAGGAUAUACCAAUUCGAGAGCUCUGGGACGUUGCAUAUGAGAAGCUUCGAGAGCAGGAUGGUGCACUCAUCGCAGACUAUGAAGCCAAGCUCACAGGCAGCGUUACAGCUGGCUUAGGGCAAGCUUUCAAUUUGAAACAAAAUAGGAGAGAGUGGAUGCAAGCAGUCUUUGAAAGUAAGAUGCAAGAAUUCAACAAGGAUAUAUCGAAACCCAAAUCUGGCAAUUAUAAAGUUCAAGCGGAAGACGCCAUGCGGCUCAUUUUAAGGAUUGCGAAUUCAGCCGACGACUACAUCAGCAAUACCGCAAGUGCUAAUCCAUCUGCGGAACAGACUUCCCUUGUCAAAGGCUCCGCUCUCCGUCACGGCCUUGAUGCUGUCAAAUGGAAAGACUGGAGCUCACUAGUAGAAGAGAUUCACGAACAAGAGCGCAAUUUUGCCGCCGUCGAAGAGAUGUGGCGUGACAUACAGCGCUAUGAGAAGCACUUGACAACAAUAAUCACUUUUUCAGAGAUGAAUGCAAAGCUUUCCGCUUUAGCAGACCAAGAUUUUGCUGGUUUACUACGAUGGUUAUGCGAUGUUGACCCGUCUCCGAUGUAUAAUACAGGGCUUGAUAGGCGUGAGGCCGGCACGUGCGAAUGGCUGAUAAAGGACAGUGAGGAAUUCAAGACUUGGGAAACAAGUGAUGGGUCAUUGUUGUGGCUCCAUGGUAAAGCCGGUUCGGGGAAAUCGAUCCUCAGUUCUUCCGUCAUUAAACGCCUUCGGGAUCAAUACAUAUCGGAACCGUCGACUGUGGUAUCAUACUUCUAUUUCAGCUUCAGCGACCCCGAGAAACAAAAGGUCGAUGUCAUGCUUGCAUCCCUCACUAAGCAAAUAUGUUCCCAACAGACUCAGAGAUCCCAGUUGACGGAACGCCUCGGGCAGUACAAAAUCAAUGGCCAGCGCCCAGAUACCGAGACGCUUGAGGCAAUGUUAAUUGCAUCUGCAUCGCAAUUUGCUAAUGUUUAUAUCGUUAUUGAUGCUCUUGAUGAGUGCCCACUGCUCAACGAGCAACGGGCAAAGCUGUUAAAGAGUUUACGGCGUAUACUUGCAAUUGCACCUAGCAAAUUUCACUUUUUCUUCACAAGCCGGAAGGAACCAGAUAUUGACGACAAAAUACGGCCCAUUUUAUCUUUAACAGAUAAGAAUGAAAUUGACCUAUUAGCUCGCCAGCAGAUUAUCAACAAGGAUAUAAUUCAUUACGUUGAUUCUCAGCUAAACGGCGACGAAUAUAAAUCUUGGCCCAAGAGCGUGAAGGACGAAGCGAGAAAAUCACUCGUGAAGAAAGCCGAUUGCAUGUUCCAAUAUGUCCAUCUUCAGUUAGAAGCACUCCGACACCUUUCAUCUGAACCUGAAGUACGCGAGGCACUUCAAAACCUUCCCAUUGGACUUGACGCCACCUAUAAUAGAGUUCUGGAAAGCAUUCCACUACACUUCCAAGAACGAGUCAUACACUCGCUUAAAUGGCUCGCCUUUUCAAGGAGGUCCUUGUGCAUCGAAGAACUCGCCGAGAUAUUCACCAUCCGCCCGCACAAUGAUAUUCCCUUUAACGAGAGGGAACGCCCUUUUUCUCCUACGGACAUCCUGAAGUACUUCUCCGGUCUCAUUAUGACCCGAGAGGGCUAUACCUCCCAAAACCCAAAAGGCAUUGUAAUCCGGCUAGUCCACUUCUCUCUGAAAGAGUAUUUGGUUUCCAAGAGAAUAACGCAAGGCUCUACCUCGACUUUCUCAUUUACAGAGGUUGACGCUCACAACUCUAUUGUGAAGUCUUGCCUCGCCUAUCUGAAUCAUUUUGGCCACUGGGUUGCAAGUCACCCCCCAGGAUAUCUUUUUCAUGACACUUAUAACCAGUUAUAUCCCUUGGCGAUGUGCGCAGCCCGCUCCUGGAUGGAUCAUCUUGAGGGAAUUCCGCGCGUGUCAUGGUCACCUGACAUCGAAAGAGAUGCGGCGACUGCACUUGCUGUUCAUAGCCAAAGUCUUCUCACUCUACUCGCAAUGGACUACCGUGCCGAUAAUGACGAAAGAGACAUGCUAUUGAGACCAUACCGUUACACCGCAAAGUGCGGCCAUUAUCAGCUGACUGAAAUGUUGGUUCAUCAAAAGUCCGGUGCAAAUAAGUAUGUUACCCGGGAAGAAAUGGAUGAAUCACUGCAGCAAAUGGCAUAUGAAAAAAACAAAGAUGCUAUGCAAUUUUUUCUCAAAGCGGGAGCAAAUGUUAAUGCGCAGUGUGGCGAACGGGGCUCAGCUCUGAAAGCAGCCGCCAGUCGUGGAAGUCUGGACGCGGGCAGGUUUCUGCACAGCUACGGAUCCAAAUUCAACCUUUACCCGAAUAAUGACCGGGACCCAUUUUUGCCCACAUGGAUGGACAAAAAAGGCACCGAAAGUCUGAGAUUUCUCCUUGACAGCGGCGCUGAUGUAAAUAUGCAAGUCAAACCCUCUGGGACAGCACUUCACAAUGCUGUUAUUUACAGUUACGAUGCAGAUUUUGAUCUGCUAUUAGAAAGAGGCGCUGAUGUAAAUGCCUUGUCCGAUUAUGGCACGCCACUCCAGGCACUGUCUCGAUACGUGAAGAAGCUAUUAGAGAGCGGUGCAGAUCCGAACCUGCGAAGUGGGGAGGGUGACACAGCAUUACAGCUUGUGUGCGGCAACAUAGGCCUAUUCCCUAAUCACCAAGUGGCAAUGGAGAUCAUCCAAUCUCUAGUCAAAAAUGAGACAGUUGAGAGUGGGACUCUUAUAAAUGGGUUUGCUGUUGAGGUCGAAGAGUAUCACCUUGAUAGGAGAGACUUGGGUUGGAAAUGGAGAAAAGGAGAACGCCCUAUAGUGAGAUCAGCGGUCGAGGUGGUAAAACUGCUCCUUGAGAAAGGCGCCAAGGUCGACGAGUCUCGAGUAUUCCAAGAGGCCUGUGUGGAGCGGGACGAAGAGAGGGUCCGUUGGAUGUUUGAUCAAGGCGCUGCUGAUGUGAACAUGAAAAGCGGUUCACGUGGUACACCACUGCAUGCUGUUUUGGCUUACACUAGAAAAGACAUCGGAGAAGCGCGGUCUGAUAGACGCGACCUCAGUUCGCGGAACAGUCUAAGCAAAGAGACUCUACCGAUUGUGCAAUUGCUCAUAAGCAAAGGGGCACAGGUUAACCAAGUUGGGGGACAUUAUGGCAAUGCUCUCCAGGCUGCUUGCUCCAAUGAAGGGCUCAGUGCGAACAUUGUCCAUUAUCUACUCGAGCAAAAGGCCGAUGUGAAUGCGGAAGGGGGGAAAUGCGGAACAGCACUGAUAACUGCCUGUGCAGCUGAUCAAGAGGUGGACUUGGUACGGUUACUCCUCGAGCACGGCGCCGAUGUAUAUGCGGAAGGGGGAGAAUAUGGAACAGCUCUCGCAACUGCCUGCAAAAGAGGAGCCCCCGAGUUGGUGCGACUGUUGCUCGAACAUGGAGCAAAUAUCCACCAAAAAGACUAUGCGGCUUGGAAUGCGGCCGGUGGGAGGUCAAUGUAUCGUGAUGAUGGCAUUCAAGUGCUGGAACUUUUAUUUGGCCAAGCAAACGAUGUCGACGGCGUGCGUAGUGGGCUCGCCACUGCUCUAAAUGCCACACUGGAGAUCUGGAAUAUAGGUUCCACGUUUGGGCACCAAGAGAAGGGGUGGCAUGAAAGAUUCUCCUGGCUACUUGAACACGGCGCUGAUGCCAAUGUCAAGGCUGGAAAAUAUGGCUGUACACUCCAGACAGCAUGUGCGAGAGAAUCAUCUACUGCUUAUGUCAAUGAUAUCAACGCCACCUCCCUCUUGACAAAGCUUCUUCUCGAAAAGUGUCCAAAUAUCAAUGUCAAUGCACAAGGGGGCAUCUUCGGGUCAGCUCUGCAGGCAGCCGCUUUCUCAGGCCAGACAGAGUCAGUAAGGAUGUUGCUGGAUAGAGGAGCCGACGUCAACGCACGUGGUGGAAAAUGCGGCAGCGCGUUGAACGCGGCAAUCUUCAGCGGCUACUGGGAUAUCGUUGAGAUUCUUCUUCAAAAGGGGGCCACACCGGAUUGUCGCCUGCUGCAGCAACCUGAUGAAGAGUGGCUCCAACGUGUCGGAGAAGAAUGGCCAGAAGAUGAAACGAGGUCGUGGUGGCGUAAACGUGUCAGAGAAGAAUAUAGGCAUUGUGCCGUUGCGAGAUAUAGGAAGUUUUGGGAGGUUGAGAGUGGCUCUGCAGCCGGACGCGUUUCGAGUAGCCAGAGCUAG